AGCUGGAAAGAGCCGGAGCCUGGGGGGACCUGGCCGGAUAGGUAUGGGGGAUCGAGGCCGGUCCCCCCAGGGCAGCCCCCCAACUCUAAGCACUCUCACCCUCCUGCUGCUCCUCUGUGGACAUGCUCAUUCUCAAUGCAAGAUACUGCGCUGCAAUGCCGAGUACGUGUCGUCCACCCUGAGCCUUAGAGGUGGGGGGUCGCCGGGAGCCCAGCGUGGAGGAGGAGGAUCAGGAGGAGGGGGCCGAACUGGAGGGGGCGGCUCUGGCGGCCUCUGCCGAGCCCUCCGCUCCUACGCGCUCUGCACCCGGCGCACGGCCCGCACCUGCCGCGGGGACCUGGCCUUCCACUCUGCGGUGCACGGAAUCGAAGACCUGAUGAUCCAGCACAACUGCUCCCGCCAGGGCCCCACGGCCCCGCCCCCGGCGCGCGGCCCCGCCCUCCCCGGCGCAGGCCCCGCCCGCUCCUCCGGGCCCCCAGCCCUGGACCCCUGUGACUACGAGGGCCAGUUUGCCCGGCUGCACGGCCGUCCCCCGGGCUUCCUGCACUGCGCCUCCUUCGGGGACCCCCACGUGCGCAGCUUUCACCACCACUUCCACACGUGCCGUGUCCAAGGAGCUUGGCCCCUGCUGGAUAAUGACUUCCUUUUUGUCCAGGCCACCAGCUCCCCCGUGGCUUCGGGGGCCAACGCCACCGCCACCCGGAAGCUCACCAUUAUAUUUAAGAACAUGCAGGAGUGCAUUGAUCAGAAGGUGUACCAGGCUGAGGUGGGCAACCUCCCGGCAGCCUUUGAAGACGGGUCGGUCAAUGGAGGUGACCGCCCUGGGGGCUCCAGUCUGUCCAUUUGGACUGCGGACCCUGGGAACCACGUGGAGAUCCGAGCUGCCUAUAUCGGCACAACCAUAAUCCUCCGGGAGACAGCUGGGCACCUCUCCUUCUCCGUCAAGGUAGCAGAGGACGUGGCCCGGGCCUUCUCGGCUGAGCAGGACCUGCAGCUCUGUGUUGGGGGGUGCCCCCCAAGUCAGCGGCUCUCUCGCUCCGAGCGCAGUCGUCGGGGAGCGAUGACCGUGGAUGCGGCCAAGCGGUUGUGCAAGGAAGGGCUGCCGGUGGAAGACGCUUAUUUCCACUCGUGUGUCUUUGAUGUUUUGAUCUCCGGUGACCCCAACUUCACUGUGGCGGCCCAGGCAGCUUUGGAGGAUGCCCGGGCCUUCCUGCCAGACUUAGAAACGCUGCACCUCUUCCCCUCGGAUGCCGGGGUUCGUCUUUCCUCCGGAACCCUCCCAGCCCCACUCCUUUCCGGGCUCUUUGUUCUGUGGCUUUGCGUUCAGUGACGGCCCGUGACCCCAUGACUGGUUUGGAAAUGAUCUGGGUUUAGAGACCGGCAGAGAAGAACACAGAGAAUCGGCGGAGGAAACAGGGGUCACUAGAAGAAAGGGGAAAUAAUAACAUUUAACCAGAGUCACAUAAGGCUGCAGUCCUGGACUGAAAUGAUCACUGAAUAAGGGUUCUGGGCAAAGCUUCUGCAAUCAAGACCUCUGCGGAGGGCUCUUCCUCCGUUUUCCCAGUCCCGGUUAUGAUACAUGAACUAGUCUAGUCCAUCCCCUCCUGAAAUCAUCCCAACAACUGUAAAGGUUAUAAGGGUCCUGAUGACCAGGAGAAAACUUAAAGAUUUAGACUUUUGAGAGGAAAGAAUUGAAAGAGGACAUUGUGAUGGCUAUCUAGGAGUGAGUCAAAGAUCUAAUGAUAUUUUCUCUUGGGAAAUGGAAAGAGGAGGAAAUGAUUAAAGACAGAAUAUAUUUGACUAAUAUAAGUUGGUAAGAGGUGUUCUGCUUUCUCCGUUUAGAAAUGAAGUGAUGGUCAUCGGGAUCUUAGGAGAAGGUAUGUCUGCCUUUGGAGGGUGGUGCAGAUAGGAAAGAAGCUAGCAUCCACCCCUAAAUAAUAUGUUAUUAAAGCUAUAAAUUCUUCA
Suricata suricatta (meerkat) is the source of this 1965-nucleotide messenger RNA. RefSeq names its product hemojuvelin BMP co-receptor (gene HJV). Gene Ontology annotation, biological process: BMP signaling pathway. Gene Ontology annotation, cellular component: plasma membrane. NCBI's taxonomy places the organism in Eukaryota, Metazoa, Chordata, Mammalia, Carnivora, Herpestidae. The record is from RefSeq and is a predicted model, not a curated record. The transcript has 3 exons. Gene Ontology annotation, molecular function: coreceptor activity. The coding region runs from base 44 to 1330 and encodes 428 amino acids.